UGAACAUGGCAACACUACGUGGUGAAUAUAGUGUUGCCAUUAACUAUAUAUAUAGUUAUAAUAUUAUCGAUCCUAGUCAAAAAAAGUGUGAAUUUUUGGGAAAUUGUGGCCAAAAUUGCGGGCAAAAAGCGUGAAAAAGUGGUGUACAAUGUUGUGUUUGGUGUGAAAUUGCGUUAGCAUUGUAAAUAGCACGCAGAAACAGAAGCUCGCGAUCGAGUGAGAGGACUUUUUGAGUAAUCCACAAAGCAAACAUUGACUCUUUCAUCACGGAGGACAUGGACACAUCUGAGGAAGCGAUCGAAAUGAUCGAGGAUGCGGCCAUCACGGGCGCCUCGGAUGAUGAUGACGGGAGCCCCAGUAGUCCCGAGAGCGCCUACGACGAUGGCAAAGAUCUCAUGAAUAUCGCCAUGGGGGACGAUGUUACAGCCCAACUGGCAGCUGCUGGACCAGUUGGAGUAGCCGCAGCGGCAGCCAUUGCUUCCGCAAAGAAAAAGAAGCGGCCACACUCUUUCGAGACGAAUCCCUCUAUCCGAAAGCGACAGCAGAAUCGUCUCCUGCGCAAACUGAGACAAACUAUUUUUGAGUUCGCCACGAGGGUAGGUCAACAAGCCAUUGUCCUGGUGGCGACACCUGGAAAACCAAAUACCAGCUACAAACACCUCCCCCUCGCCUUGAAGGUUUUCGGCGCUAAGCCGCUUGAGGAUGUAGUGAAAAACCUCAAAAGUAUUGUAAUGGAGGAGCUAGAGACAGCACUGGCUCAGCAAGCACCUCCCCCACCUCAAGAAGAUCCAUCUCUCUUUGAGCUCCCUCCGCUCAUCAUCGACGGCAUCCCGACGCCAGUGGAAAAAAUGACACAGGCUCAGCUGAGGGCCUUCAUUCCGCUCAUGCUCAAGUAUUCAACGGGCCGAGGGAAGCCUGGCUGGGGCAGAGAGUCUACGCGACCUCAGUGGUGGCCUCUGGAGCUGCCCUGGGCCAAUGUACGAAUGGACGCUCGCACAGAAGAGGAAAAACAGAAGAUCAGCUGGACCCAUGCACUACGCAAGAUCGUUAUCAAUUGCUACAAAUACCAUGGGAGGGAGGACCUACUGCCGGCGUUCUCGGAGGAAGAUGAGAAAGCCAAUAUUUUGGCCACGUCCAAUGCCACAACAACGACAUCAUCCAAUGUGGGGGUGUUGAAAUUUCACAAUGGGGGAACUGUGACGUCGGCAAGCAAUCAGCAAACUACUAAGAUUCAGAUUCAGUCGCCGACACAGACAAUAGCAAACGCACAGGUUUGCCUAGACCCGUUGGCACUAACAGAUGUGGAUUACACACAGAAUAUGCUACAGACCAUCACAAAUGCGGAUGGAUCCCUGUCAAUAAUCCACGUGGAUCCUAACAAUUCAAUAAUCACACUUCCAGACGGAACUACUGCACAAGUUCAAGGAGUUGCGCUGACAACCCAAGGUGAGGGCACCACCGUUCACACGGUACAGGGCAUCGAGGGCAACGGCCAGACAGAGAAUAUGACAGUGGACUUGACUGAAGCUGGUUUGGGUCAGGAGAACCAGCUAAUCAUCACAGGCGAAGACGGACAAGGCUACCCAGUGUCCGUUAGCGGAAUGAUCACCGUCCCCGUGUCCUCCAUGUACCAGAUGGUGGCCAACAUCCAGCAUCUACAUCAAAAUGGCGACGGCACCGUCUGCCUCACGCCCAUUCAGGUUGAAAAUGGCGAAGGCAUGGAAACCAUCACCGUGAGUCCAGGAAUGCAUCAGAUGCUGCAGAUCCAGGGAGCUCCGGGUACAGAACCCCAAGUGCUCCAAGUGCUGAGUCUCAAGGACGCCACGGUCCUGACAAAGGCCAUGGCCGCAAUAACAGAAGUGAAAGGUGAUGACUCGGAGGAGAAACUCUUCACCAUCAAGUAGAUUAAUUUUUUUUGAGAGAGGAUUUUGUGUGUAAGUAGAUCAAGGAUAUAAUGCCGCAGUUUCCCAACUUUAUCCCUCUUUUCUGUUCCCCUAUUUUUCUGGCCAAUCAAUUUUAACAAUUUCUCAGAAGAAAAAAGACCGUCAAGGCAUUUUUUGAUUACAAAACGUGUUAAAUUUGAUGUACCUGAAAGACUAUUGCUUUUCUUUCCCCAACUUUCUGUGAAAAUCGUUCUGGAAAGUGUCUGAAAACGGUUUUAUUCAAAUAUUUUGAUUUAUUUAUUUAUUGUUAUUUUUUAAUUUAUUUCUUUUGUGAUAUUUCUAAAUUAGCAAUCUUUAGUUUAUGUAUUUAAUAUUUAUUUAUUUAUAUUUUUACUUUAUUUAAAAAAAAAAACGGCAAUUUUUCAGACACUUUCACAACAUUUCUGAAAAUAUUCUUGAUACGGAAAUUUUUAAAUUAAAGGAAAAGGUAAAAGAAUCGUUAAUGAAGAAUAAAGCAGUGAAAUAUACGAUAAACAAUCCAGAAAUGUAUCGUAGGUUUAUAAGAAAAUUGAUAUUUUAAUUUUUAGUGCAAUUGUCAAAGGAAAAUAUUUAUCUAAAAUCUUUCUGACAAGUCUUCAAAAAGAGGGAAAGGUCAAAAGUGAGGUUAAGAUUGAACAAAUUUUAAAGUAAUAGGUUAUCUUUCUCAAACGGACUUCCACGUUAUCCAGUUUUGGUAAUCGCCAGGAGGAGGGCCUUCCCUUCCCUAUAGCCAACAGCCGCAUUGAUUCCACUGGAUUUCCAGCAGACUUUUCUGCCAUGUCUGCUGAUUUUACCGCUAAAAAUCCGCGUGGAAUUCUCUGGAUUUUACCGCUCAAAAUCCGCGUAAGUUUCCGAGAUGGAAUUUCACGCUAAAUUUCUUCCUAGCGUUCCAUGGACAUUUGCGGAACUCUGUAUAGGAUCGUCUCUGACGAACAUUUCCACGGCUUUUCCUAUGGAUUAUUAGCGUAUAAUCGGCAGGCAGCCCUUUCAAAAUUUCGAAAAAUCCUCUUUAUUUCCACGAAAUUCUCCGUGGAAAUUUCCAUGCAACGGCCUUAGAGGCUUCCGUGGUUUAAUAUUACGGAAUUCCACGACUUUUCCAGUGGAUUUUUUAAAUAUAUUUUUCUUCAAAAUAAUUCCAAAAAUUGAUUAAAAAUUUCGUGGAACUUUCAUAGAGAAUUUCUAGAAAAAAACAUCCACAAAUAUGGACAAUCAGUACCAAUUGGCAGCUUAGAACUUGGAUAGUGUUCAUCUAUCAGACGAACACUCAAUUGUUUUACUUUUGAAUUGAAAAUAUUGCUACCAUAUCGUUCAUUUGAGUAUAUCUAACUCGCAAGAAAUAUAGCGUUAGGGCGAAAAAUAAUUGCAGAAUUUUUGCGCUUACUUCCAUGGAGUCUUGGUCGGAAAGAUAUCAGAAAAUAUACUCGGAAUAUUCAAAGGAAAUUUUGAAUAAAUUUCCAGAGAAUGCUCUCAGAUAUGUUGCAAGAAAAUUCCUCGGACUUUUUUUCCAGGAAAUCCACGCGAAAGGAAGCUGAUAACUCCGCAGAAUUCCAAGCGGAAUAUUAGCGUUUAUUUCCACGGAAACUCUCGCGGAAAAAUAGAAGAUAAAUUCCAGGGGAUUUUCUGUUACUGUGAAAUUUUGCGGCCGAUCGGCUACAGGGGCAGAAACGUCAAAAUUCUGUCAAACAUGCAAUUUUUUGACGGAAAUUGCUCCCGAAAAUUGUUCAUCUAUCAGACGAACACUCAAUUGUUUUACUUUUGAAUUGAAAAUAUUGCUACCAUAUCGUUCAUUUGAGUAUAUCUAACUCGCAAGAAAUAUAGCGUUAGGGCGAAAAAUAAUUUCAGAAUUUUCGCGCUUACUUCCAUGGAGUCUUGGUCGGAAAGAUAUCAGAAAAUAUACUCGGAAUAUUCAAAGGAAAUUUUGAAUCAAUUUCCAGAGAAUGCUCUCAGAUAUGUUGCAAGAAAAUUCCUCGGACUUUUUUUCCAGGAAAUCCACGCGAAAGGAAGCUGAUAACUCCGCAGAAUUCCAAGCGGAAUAUUAGCGUUUAUUUCCACGGAAACUCUCGCGGAAAAAUAGAAGAUAAAUUCCAGGGGAUUUUCUGUUACUGUGAAAUUUUGCGGCCGAUCGGCUACAGGGGCAGAAACGUCAAAAUUCUGUCAAACAUGCAAUUUUUUGACGGAAAUUGCUCCCGAAAAUUGUUCAUCUAUCAGACGAACACUCAAUUGUUUUACUUUUGAAUUGAAAAUAUUGCUACCAUAUCGUUCAUUUGAGUAUAUCUAACUCGCAAGAAAUAUAGCGUUAGGGCGAAAAAUAAUUUCAGAAUUUUCGCGCUUACUUCCAUGGAGUCUUGGUCGGAAAGAUAUCAGAAAAUAUACUCGGAAUAUUCAAAGGAAAUUUUGAAUCAAUUUCCAGAGAAUGCUCUCAGAUAUGUUGCAAGAAAAUUCCUCGGACUUUUUUUUUCAGGAAAUCCACGCGAAAGGAAGCUGAUAACUCCGCAGAAUUCUAAGCGGAAUAUUAGCGUUUAUUUCCACGGAAACUCUCGCGGAAAAAUAGAAGAUAAAUUCCUGGGGAUUUUCUGUUACUGUGAAAUUUUGCGGCCGAUCGGCUACAGGGGCAGAAACGUCAAAAUUCUGUCAAACAUGCAAUUUUUUGACGGAAAUUGCUCCCGAAAAUUGUUCAUCUAUCAGACGAACACUCAAUUGUUCUACUUUUCAAUUGAAAAUAUUGCUACCAUAUCGUUCAUUUGAGUAUGUCUAGCUCGCAAAGCGUUAGGGCGAAAAAUAAUUUCAGAAUUUUCGCGCUUACUUCCAUGGAGUCUUGGUCGGAAAGAUAUCAGAAAAUAUACUCGGAAUAUUCAAAGGAAAUUUUGAAUCAAUUUCCAGAGAAUGCUCUCAGAUAUGUUGCAAGAAAAUUCCUCGGAUUUUUUUCCAGGAAAUCCACGCGAAAGGAAGCUGAUAACUCCGCAGAAUUCUAAGCGGAAUAUUAGCGUUUAUUUCCACGGAAACUCUCGCGGAAAAAUAGAAGAUAAAUUCCAGGGAAUUUUAUGUUACUGUGAAAUUUUGGCUACAGGGACUAUAGGUAGAAACGUCAAAAUUCCGUCAAACAUGCAAUUUUUUGACGAAAAUUGGUCCAAAUACAGGCCUUUAGAUCCGAGAAAGCCAUAAAGAAUCUCAGUUAAAAAGCUGAAGUCCAGUAAUUGUACAAGACUUUUCUCCCAUAAAAAAUUGGCCAAACUUAACCUAACUUUUGCCUUGAAACUCUUAGAAAAAGACACGACCUAAGGCUUAUAAAAAAAACAUUCCCAAAAAAAACCAGAAAUUUUUUCUAGUCAACUUCUUGAACUUGUAAUUAAAAGAAUUUAAAGAUAAAAAGAAUUUAAAAAAAGAUUGUGAGUAAAAACCUAUGACAAAUGAGUGUUUUAAAGAAAAUAUUUAUUUAAAAAAAAAAAUAAAGAAAAAACCCAUUGUAAUUAAAGUAAAAUUAAGUAAAUUCAAUUUUGAGAAAAAGUAUUGCUGGAAAAUUGAGACAAUUGAAGAGUUUUUGACAGAAGUAGACAUAAUACCAAGUAGAAAAAACUCAAAAAAAAAAUUACUGUAAAAAAUACAUAGAAGACAUUAGGUGUAUUUUAUUCCCCCAUUUUAUUACCGUGUAAUUUAAACUACAUGUAAGUGUAAAGAGAAUUUUCCUUCAGAUUUACAAAAAAAAAACAGUUGUAACUAGAGUUGGUAAAUUUUAAGAAAUUUCAUGAAUUUCCGCCUAAAGUAGAUUGCGACUGCUGUGAAAUUUCUGAAAUUUUACCAUCUCUAGUUGUAACAAGGGGAAAAUAUCUGCAUUUUUGACUUUUACUUGUAAAAUGUAAAACCCAUAGAGAACUUCCCUUGAGAUUUUUGGGGGGUUUUUUUAGGACAAGGAACAAUGGAAAAAAAUUAUGCUUUUCAGUGUAGAAGUCUCAACAAUUACAGAAUUUUUCUUCAAUAAAAA
Molecule: messenger RNA, 5901 nt
Organism: Phlebotomus papatasi
Lineage: Eukaryota; Metazoa; Arthropoda; Insecta; Diptera; Psychodidae
Gene: ewg
Product: DNA-binding protein Ewg
Exons: 8
Coding region: 276-1904 (542 amino acids)
Biological process (GO): regulation of transcription by RNA polymerase II
Cellular component (GO): nucleus
Molecular function (GO): DNA-binding transcription factor activity, RNA polymerase II-specific; RNA polymerase II cis-regulatory region sequence-specific DNA binding
Source: RefSeq, a predicted model, not a curated record